CGCUGGGACCGUACCAUACAGGAAUGGAGAGAAUCGAUCAAUGAGGAGCAUCCUCUUCCCUCCUUUUUCUCCUUCUUGCUUCACAGUCAGUCACAUUAUCUGUCUGUCACUUCCAUUAUUUUCAAUCUCACGCGCCUCGCUCCCUCUCGAAUCCCUAUUCCCUCCUCUUUCUCCUUCUUGCUUCUCAAUAGUAACCAUCAUCUGUCUGUCACUUCCAAAUUAUUUUGAAUUUCACGCGCCUCCCUCUCUCAAAUCCCUAAAAUUUCAAACCCCCAAUUUCUCCUCUCGCAAAUCCCUAAUUCUACCAGUGAUUUUUUUUUUAAUUUUAGAUUUGUGAGGUGAAAAAUGGUGGAGCAAUGCGUGAGCAAUGGUCCGGAAAGGAAAACAGUAGCGAAAAAUGGGAGAAAAGAGAGAAAAAAGACAGAGACACAGAGGAGGACGAGUGAUAGAAUCAAGAGCAGGCAGAGAGAGGAGAAGGAGCAAUUGGUGAGAAAGAGAGUGCAGAUAUUGGAUGGGCAAGAAGAUAAAGGAAACCCUAGAAAGAGACCGAAUGUCAAUGCGACUGAAGAUGAGAAGGAGAAGGAGGUUGCGAUGGCUGAAAGGAUGGUAAAUCAAGUUUUGGGGUCAACUGAAGUGCAAAAGGAGGUGACUUUAGGUGAUGCUAGUGGUGCGGGUGGUGCGUUGCCUGAUAAAAGUGCUACUGUUAAAGUUAAGGAUACUUUAAGGCUGUUUAACAAAUUUUAUCUCCAGUUAGUGCAGGAAGAAGAGUUGAGGUGUGCGAAAGCAAAAGUUGAUAAAAAGGUCUCCCAAGGUUCAAAAAAAUUCCUCAAAGGUUCGAAAAAAUCAGCUGAUAAAUCCAAGAAAGAAAAACCAUCUGAAGAUGGUGACAAGAAAAAAGCCAAGCGUCCUGAUUUAAAGGCAAUAACUAAGAUGUUUGAAGCUAAUGCUACAAUGUAUCCUGAGAAAAGAAUUGGUGAUCUUCCAGGUAUCAGUGUUGGGCACCGUUUCUAUUCUAGGGCUGAAAUGGUUGCUGUUGGCUUUCAUAGCCACUGGCUGAAUGGAAUUGAUUAUAUGGGGCAGUCCUACAGGAAGGGGGUGUACCAUAAUUAUACGUUCCCACUUGCCGUGGCCAUUGUUAUAUCGGGGAUGUAUGAGGAUGACCUGGAUAAUGCCGAGGAUGUUAUCUAUACUGGCCAAGGUGGGCAUGAUUUAACUGGAAAUAAGCGUCAAAUUCGUGACCAAAAGUUGGAGCGCGGUAAUUUGGCAUUGAAGAAUUGUGUGGAGCAAUGUGUUCCUGUACGAGUUGUUCGUGGCCAUGAAUGUGCCAGCAGCUACUGUGGCAGAGUUUACACCUAUGAUGGCUUGUACAAGGUUGUUCAAUACUGGGCAGAGAAAGGUUUAUCUGGAUUUACUGUGUUUAAGUAUCGACUGAGGCGGAUGGAAGGGCAACCAAUUCUGACCACCAACCAGGUUCAAUUCAGCUAUGGACGUGUUCCCCAAUCUGUUGCUGAAAUACGAGGGUUGGUGUGUGAGGAUAUUAGUGGAGGUCAAGAGGAUGUCCCAAUUCCAGCUACCAAUUUGGUUGAUGAUCCGCCUGUUGCUCCAUCAGGUUAUACCUACUGCAAGUCUCUUCAAAUUGCCAAAAAUGUGAAGCUGCCUGCAAAUGUGAGUGGAUGCAACUGCCAAGGGACUUGUGUGGAUCCAAGGACUUGUGCUUGUGCAAAGCUUAAUGGCUCUGAUUUUCCAUAUGUGCAAAUUAAUGGUGGCAGGUUAAUCGAAGCCAGGGCAGUUGUUUUCGAAUGUGGCCCAAGUUGUGGAUGUGGACCUGGUUGUGUAAACCGGACAUCUCAACGAGGCAUCAAGCAUCGUCUUGAGGUUUUCCGUACUCCUAAGAAAGGAUGGGCUGUUAGAUCGUGGGACUUUAUACCUUCUGGGGCGCCUGUUUGUGAGUACAUAGGGGCGCUUGUGAGAACUGAAGACACAGAUCAUGUCUGUGAGAACAAUUAUAUUUUUGACAUUGACUGCUUGCAAACAAUGAGGGGGCUUGGUGGAAGAGAGAGGCGACUAGGAGAUGUAUCAGUGUCAGCAAUUAACAGCUUUGAUGGAGAUGAUCAGAAGUCUGAAAGUGUUCCAGAGUUUUGUAUUGAUGCAGGUUCCACUGGAAAUAUUGCCAGGUUCAUCAAUCAUAGUUGUGAGCCCAAUCUCUUUGUGCAAUGUGUCCUGAGCUCGCAUCACGAUGUCAAACUUGCUCGGGUGAUGCUGUUUGCAGCGGAUAACAUACCUCCUAUGCAGGAACUUACUUAUGACUAUGGCUAUGCCCUGGAUAGCGUCUCUGGCCCCAGUGGAAAAAUAAAACAGAUGCCGUGCUACUGUGGUGCAGCAGAUUGUAGGAAGCGCUUGUUCUAGUCAGAGUUGGUCAAGCUGCUUUUGUUCAUCCAAACUGACCGUCCUGCUCUUUUGACAUUCUUGCCGGGGAAUUUUGCCUUGCACUAGGGAUGUGUACAUUGACAAUCGGUUAAUAUAGGGUAUAUCACACUGCUGCCUUGUGAAAAACAUUAUCUGAUGCAGCCUGCAAGCCCUAUUACCACCUUUUUUUAGUGAGAUUCAUUUUCAACUAAAAUCCUGAGUUGUCAAAAGUCACAGCCAUGUGUAAACGUUGUAACUCGCGGUAAUGAACAGAGAAGAAAUUUACAUUUUAGUGCUUUUAUGAAUGUUUUGGAAUUAUAUAUGUGAAAUUUUCACUGUUUCCACAA
Molecule: messenger RNA, 2753 nt
Organism: Populus trichocarpa (black cottonwood)
Lineage: Eukaryota; Viridiplantae; Streptophyta; Magnoliopsida; Malpighiales; Salicaceae
Product: histone-lysine N-methyltransferase, H3 lysine-9 specific SUVH4
Exons: 15
Coding region: 346-2406 (686 amino acids)
Cellular component (GO): nucleus
Molecular function (GO): histone methyltransferase activity; protein binding; zinc ion binding
Source: RefSeq, a predicted model, not a curated record